Oenanthe melanoleuca is the source of this 1539-nucleotide messenger RNA. RefSeq names its product hes related family bHLH transcription factor with YRPW motif 2 (gene HEY2). NCBI's taxonomy places the organism in Eukaryota, Metazoa, Chordata, Aves, Passeriformes, Muscicapidae. Gene Ontology annotation, biological process: regulation of neurogenesis; Notch signaling pathway; regulation of transcription by RNA polymerase II. Gene Ontology annotation, cellular component: nucleus. The record is from RefSeq and is a predicted model, not a curated record. The coding region runs from base 132 to 1136 and encodes 334 amino acids. Gene Ontology annotation, molecular function: RNA polymerase II cis-regulatory region sequence-specific DNA binding; DNA-binding transcription factor activity, RNA polymerase II-specific; protein dimerization activity. The transcript has 5 exons.
UGCCGCGGCGUGGGAAAGCGCCUCAGAGAGGGUUUGCUCUGCUGGCGGUGCGGAGGCGUGCUGUGCCGAGCCGUGCCGUGCCCGCAGCCCACCCCGGAUUUAUUUAUCUCUGCCCCCGCGCCGUGCACACCAUGAAGCGACCUUGCGAGGAAACUACCUCAGACAGCGAUAUGGACGAGACUAUAGACGUGGGGAGCGAGAACAACUACUCGGGGCAAAGUAAUAGUUCUGUCAUUCGAUCAAAUUCCCCAACAACAACAUCUCAGAUCAUGGCCAGAAAGAAAAGAAGAGGGAUUAUAGAGAAAAGGCGCCGGGAUCGUAUAAAUAACAGUUUAUCAGAGCUGAGGCGGCUUGUGCCAACUGCUUUUGAAAAACAAGGAUCUGCCAAAUUAGAAAAAGCGGAAAUACUGCAAAUGACAGUGGAUCAUCUGAAGAUGCUGCAGGCAACAGGAGGGAAAGGUUACUUUGACGCCCAUUCCCUGGCCAUGGAUUUCAUGAGCAUCGGCUUCCGGGAGUGCUUGACAGAAGUGGCGAGGUACUUGACUUCGGUGGAAGGCCUGGACACGUCCGACCCGCUGCGCGUCAGGCUCGUGUCUCACCUGAGCACCUGCGCCUCUCAGCGGGAAGCUGCCGCCAUGACCUCCUCCAUGGCGCACCACCACCACGGCCUGCCCCCUCCGCACUGGGCGGCCGCCUUCCAGCACCUGCCGGCCGCCCUGCUGCAGCCCGGCGGCCUGCACGCAGCGGAGGCCGGCCCUUGCAGACUCUCCUCGGACGUGCCCCCGCACGGCUCCGCGCUGCUCACCGCCACCUUCGCCCACGCCGACGCCGCCCUCAGGGUCCCCUCCGCCGGCAGCAUCGCUCCCUACGUCCCUCCUCUCUCCACCUCCCUGCUGUCGCUGUCGGCCACCGUGCACGCCGCGGCAGCGGCAGCCACGGCUGCGGCGCAGAGCUUCCCGCUGUCCUUCACCGGCGCCUUCCCCAUGCUGCCGCCCAGCGCCGCCGCCGCCGUGGCCGCGGCCACCGCCAUCACCCCGCCGCUGGCCGUGUCCGCCGCUGCCAGCCCGCAGCAGGCCGGCGCCGGGGGCGGAACGAAACCCUACCGACCCUGGGGGACUGAAGUCGGAGCCUUUUAGGUCUGGCCGCGCACACAGCUCGUCCCACUCCAUUCCCCGUGCAUGCGCUCACCGCCACGAGCCGCGUCCCCACAGCCGCGCCGGGAGCCGGUGUGCCCUCACUGCAGGCGUCGGCGAGGACCUGGGGAGACACCUCCUUCUUCUAAUUCUCCGUCUGUCUUGCUGGAGGCACCUCGAGGGAGCAGCAAUGGCUUUUGUAACAGUGCAACCAUACCGUCACAUAGAGGUUUCCUGCAAAAUACGUAGAAAUACGUAGACAUUAGAAUUUACAGUUCUGCAGCUAUGCAUCCUUGUUUGGCAGAGAGGUGAGGGAUUGCAUCUACCAGGUCUCCCCAGGCUAGAAAAGGAGUUCCAGUUUCAUAAGUGCCUGACAUUGAAAAAAUAAUAAAUAUAUAUAUAUAUG